Messenger RNA from Diachasmimorpha longicaudata, 5943 nucleotides. It is a transcript of the gene garz, whose product is annotated as gartenzwerg. Bases 139 to 5694 code for a protein of 1851 amino acids. The transcript is spliced from 5 exons. The record is from RefSeq and is a predicted model, not a curated record. Gene Ontology annotation, biological process: regulation of ARF protein signal transduction. Lineage: Eukaryota; Metazoa; Arthropoda; Insecta; Hymenoptera; Braconidae. Gene Ontology annotation, molecular function: guanyl-nucleotide exchange factor activity.
CCGUGGAGCCUCGCAAUCCCCAGUACCGUGUGCUAUACUGACGUUUAACGUCAAAGUGCUUCGUCGUCCCUCGAAUUGAUCAAUAAAUUGAGUACGAAAAUGUUCAAAUGAUGUGAGAAUUUCCGCGAUAAUCUCAAAAUGAGCAGGAUUGUGAGAAAUGCCUGUCCAGGCGGUGGUCUGUACGUCGUCGAGGGUGAGAUCAGCCUGCUGAUGACGGCUAUGCGACGAGGAGUCAGGUGGUCAUCCCAUUCUCAUCAGGAUGAGGAUCAGGAUAUUCUCAUGAAAGGGUUGUCCACUCUCAAGGAAGCCCUGAGUGAUGCCAGAAAUUUAUCGCAACUGGAACCCGGUGUCUUCCUGGCUCCAUUUCUCGAGAUCAUUCGUUCAGAGGAGACCACGGGACCUGUCACCAGUUUGGCACUUGCUGCUGUCAAUAAAAUGAUUUCCUAUGGUCUUAUAGACCAUGAGCAUCCGACAAUUGGGCCCUGCGUGGAGACAAUAGCAGACGCCGUUACCCACGCCCGUUUCGUAGGUACCGAUGCCUCAGGGGACGGGGUUGUCCUAAUGCGAAUCCUCCAAGUCCUUCGCACCCUAGUGCUCUCCCCAGCGGGCGACUAUCUCUCCGACGAGAGCAUCUGCGAAAUAAUGCUCAGCUGCUUCAGAAUAUGCUUCGAAACACGAUUGAGCGAACUCCUACGUAAAACCGCUGAACACUGUCUUCGUCACAUGUGUCAGCAUCUCUUUGUACGACUGCCCCAUUUCGCAGAUGACACCCGAGUCCUUCCGAAUAUGAAGAAGAUGCGCACGAAUGGCAUUGAAAAUUCUCGAGGCAAAAAUCGAAAGAUAAAGAAUCAGUUCAAGCAAAAAGUCAAUCCCAAUCCUCAGGAAGUCGACGAGACUGAGACGAAGGAACUGUUGAGCCCAGUGGAUCGAGUGCGUGCAGGUCACCUAGCAACGACCCCGGUGACCCCAGCCGGCAACAUCGUUGACAUGCAGGGAUCUCUGAACCACAGCACUCCGGACAAGCCAGAGGACGAGAAGCCCCCAAAAACCGAGGAUUCAAAGUCUGAAGGCCCUUCUGCCCCUUCAGACAGUACUGAAGGUGAAUCAAAGCCCCAAGAGGAAGUUCCUCCCCCUCCAGACGCGCCUGGAUCUCCAGAGAUACCAGAAAGAGAGGCUGAAAAAUCGGAAGCAUCCCCAGAGAACCCUGAGGAAAUUCGAGAACCUGCGGGACCAGAAGUCACAGCAGAACCUCCACCACAAAUCGCCGGGGAAAAGAGCCCUGAGUUGGUCCAAUCUCCAUCAGGAAGUGUAGAGGACCUCUCAGUCGAGGAUAGCGCCAGUAUUACCACUGAAAUGAAAGUGCCAACGAUCAAAGUUGACACCGAACACCUAGAGGAAUACGUGAAUCAGCAGGGAGUUCGUUUCACUCCUCUCCAACAACUAUCCCCCUACGGUGCCCUCUGCAUUCGCGAACUGUUUCGAUUUCUCGUGUCCCUCUGCAAUCCCCUGGACAAGCAGAACACAGAGGUGAUGACCCAUCUGGGUCUUUCCCUGCUUCAAGUCGGUCUGGAGAUAUCCGCUGAUGCCUUAGCCAAUUUUCCCUCCCUAAUUUCCCUGGUGAAGGACGAACUGUGUAGGAAUUUGAUACUCCUCUUGAGCACCGAGAGGCUGUCAAUCCUGGCAGCAGAUCUUCAAGUCUCCUUCCUGCUCUUCGAGUCUCAGCGAGAGCACUUGAAAUUCCAGCUGGAGCACUACAUUCUGAAGCUGAUGGACAUCGUGAACUCAGACUCCAACAGGAUAUCAUACGAACAGAGAGAGCUUGCGCUGGAGGCAAUCACGAGGCUCUGGAGAAUUCCAGGUAUGCCAGCAGAGCUCUAUCUAAAUUACGACUGUGGUCUUUACUCCAGUAAUCUGUACGAGGAUCUAAUGAAAAUGCUGGCUGAGCACGCCUCGGCUCUCAUGGGCACCAUGUACAGUAUGCAAUUCAUCUCCCUGGAUGCGAUAAUCCAGUUAAUCGGUGGUAUCGAAGCCAGAUGUAAGGGUUACAAGGACCUCUGCAAGUCUUCACGUCAUUCAGCAUCGGCCGAUUUACCGUCGAGGGAACAACUGAUGAUAACGAAAGCCAAUAAACGCUGGUUGGCUCUUGGUACUGAGAAAUUCAACGAGAAUCCUAGAGAAGGAAUCGCCAAGCUGAUGGAACACGGCCUCCUUGGGGAUGUCGCUGGUGAGCCGGAUCCGGAAAAAAUUGCAAAAUUACUGCGGGAGAAUCCAAUGAUGGAUAAGAAAGCCAUUGGCGAGUACAUAAGUCGAAAAGAGAACAAAAAUAUAUUGAAUUGUUUCGUUCAGAACUUUGAUCUGAGAGACACACGAGUGGAUCAAGCCCUGCGAUCCUAUCUGGAAUCCUUCAGGCUUCCAGGGGAAGCUCCUCUGAUAUCUCUACUCCUCGAGAAAUUCGCCGACCACUGGCACGACAGCAACGGCCGACCCUUCGCCUCCGCUGACGCAGCUUUCACUCUAGCUUAUGCUGUGAUAAUGCUGAACGUCGAUCAGCAUAAUUACAAUGCCAAGAGGCAGAGUAAUCCUAUGACAGCUGAUCAGUUCAAGAGAAAUCUGAAGAAGGUUAAUGGCAAUGCUGAUUUUGAUCAAGACAUGCUAGACGAGAUCUACACCUCCAUAAAGAAUGAGGAGAUUGUCAUGCCAGCUGAGCAGACAGGACUGGUGAAGGAGAACUAUCUUUGGAAGGUCCUGUUGAGGAGGGGAUCGUCGGCAGAGAGUAGAUACCUGAGAGUUGGUAAUGAUGGGGAGUUUGUGGAUAAGGAUCUGGCUGAGAGGGCCUGGGCCCCAAUAAUCAGUGCUCUGUGCCGUGCUUACGAUAAAGCACCAGAUCGUGCCCUUCAACGGCGAGUUGCCCAAACGUUCCUCUGCUGCGCAGCCAUCAGCGCUCACUAUAGCAUGAACAGUGAUCUCGACACUCUGAUUGUCUCACUGUGCAAAUUCACAGGUUUGGCAACUGGAGGGGAGCCUGAUCAGAUUGUUCUUCAUCUUGGGGGAAGUGGCAGGUGCCAACUGGCAGCUAGAACCCUCUUCAAGAUCACCCACUCCCAUGGGAAUGGGAUCAGGGCUUCCUGGAAGAACAUUAUCGACUGCAUGCAGACUCUCUACAAGGCGAGGCUGCUACCUCAAUGUCUGACUGAUGGUGAGGACUUUAUUGAUUCUUCGGGGAAGGUGUCGUUGAUCAGGGAGCCUGCUACACCGAAACAGCCACCACAGGAACAGGGGAUUUUGUCCAGUUUGUACUCAUAUAUUGCCCUGGAUACCACUAGGGUGCCUCAUCCUGCUGAGGCGACCACCAGAAAACGAGCUACUGAUUGCAUUGCCAAUUGUAAUUUGAAGCAGAUUAUUGAGGAGUCCAAAUUUCUCGAGGUUGACUCAUUGAGGUCUCUAGUCGGUGCUCUGGUGUCGGUAAACUCUCACGACGAAGACAUCUCCGUUUUUCUUUUGGAGCUUCUCCUCGAAGUGACGAUACAGAAUCGUGACAGAGUGAUGAGUAUUUGGUCGAUUGUUCUCGCCCACAUGGACGGACUAUUGACAACAGCUGCUAGAGAAAACCACCCCUACCUCCUGGAGCGAGUGACUGUGGGAAUGUUGAGAUUAGCAAUUAGAUUACUCCGCAGUGAGGAAUUUGCGUACACAGUUCUGCCCCCGUUGAUGCCACUCACCCAUCUCCAGUCAGCAACGAUGGCACCUCUUGCCAGACAAAUAGCCUUUGGUCUCUUUGAGCUGCUGAAAACAGGUGCUGCUAAUAUUCACACUUCCGACGACUGGAGAGUGGUUUUCAGUCUGUUAGAGUGUUCGGGAGCUGGUGCACUGGUCCCCAAGCAGCAAGGUAAUACAGUACUGGAGGAGACGUCGAGAACAUCUGUCCUGGAUCAGCGGCCGAUAUCUCCAGUGCCUGAAUGGGUGUUGGUGUCCCCAACAGGCACCGAAGCACCACUACCAGUGGCAGCAGACACUAUAGUCCUUGAUAGGGAUCUCCUCCCUCAUGAUCCAGCAGCCUUAGUCAAGUGCUGCGAGAGUCUGACAUUCCUAGUCCGCGAUGUUGCUCACGUGACGCCAUUUAAUUUUGAAUUGUGCAUAAGGUGCAUCAGGACACUUGCUGAAGCUGUCCUGCAGGCACCAACGAAGAGAGUGAGAUUGUCUCCAGGGGCGAUGGAGACACCGGGCUAUCAGGAGUGUCCGAUACAGCUGUUGGAGCUCAUGCACACGUUACAUACGAGAACAGCGCAGGUGUUUAGGUGGUGGGCAGAGGAGAAUGGCAGUACGGAGACAAUAUCACUCUGGCCACACGCUUGGAGGCCACUUCUUCAGGGAAUAGCCAGACUCUGUUGUGAUUCUCGAAGACCUGUACGAGCUGCUGCCAUUACGUACCUGCAGAGCACACUCCUAGCACAUGAUCUAAGUCAACUGUCAGCUGUGGAGUGGUCCCAAUGUCUUGAGCAAGUUCUUUUUCCACUUCUUGCUCAACUGCUGGGGCCUAUCUGUGGAAAUGAUCCUGUGGGAGUGGAGGAGACUAGGAUUCGUGCUGCCAUGCUGCUUUCAAAAGUGUUCCUACAUCAUCUGACUCCAUUGCUGACAUUACCCGGAUUUUUACCACUUUGGCUGACUGUUCUGGAUCUGAUGAGGGCCUUCAUGCAUGCUGAUAAUAGUGAACUUCUUUUUGAAGCUAUACCUGAGAGUUUGAAGAAUAUGUUGCUGGUUAUGUCCAGUACGGGGGUCCUGACAUCAUCCUCCAAUCUAUGGGAGCCAACGUGGAGGACCAUUAACAGUUUUCUUCCUAAUUUGAAGGGGGAGCUCUUCCCGGAUCCACCGAAGGUUGAGGAGGCCUCGAAAAUUGGCUCGCAGUCACCGGUUCUCAGUCUGGUGAAGGUUUCCGAUGCUGAGGGUAAUGGAGGCCUGGAGGUGGGUGCUGGCAUUCCAGUGCUCAUUCCUAGAAUGAUGGAGGAGGGAUCUUCGGAGAUGAGUCAGUCAUUACCGCCUGUGCUCUAUCCAGGAGUGCCGAACCAGGUGGAUUCUCAUGAAGGGAAGAACGAAGAUUUUGCGAGGAUUGAGGCUAACUCAGUUGUGCCUGCUCUUGCGGAGGAUGCACUACUUCUCAGUCGUUCACCUCCACACUCGACGGUGCAUCCUGUAGUGCAGCAGCAACUGAUUAAUCAGGAGAGGAUUGAGAGUGAAGACAGGUUUGGAGCACCAAGAAACUGUCAUCCUGGGUUGCAUGAGGGAGAUCGGUCCCCUCUGAGGCAGCUACCACAGCAGGAGGUCAAUCAUUUGGAGAAAUAUGAUGAGAUCGCCAGGGUUGAGCUUCCUGGAGGGGAGUGUCGGGAACAGCAGGUCAUCACCUUGCUCAGUCAACCACCUCCCAGUGUGUCCAGUCCCGUCGCUGUACAACCUACCUCACAGGGGUAUGAAUUUUAUCAUACCAGUGUCACUGGCAGUGAUCAAGAGUUCACUGGGAGGUACCACGAUGUUACCCAUGAAAUUAAAGAGGAGGCGAGGGAUUGCAAACAGGAUAUGAGCCCCAGUAAACAACCAAACCCGAUGAAUCCAUCAUCAGUACCAACAACAAUGUUCAAUUCAGCAGCAUACUUCGCUGAUGAUCCAGCUGCUGAUCGUCUCUUCGCCGUAACUAAUCCUUGACGGCUGUAUAUUUAUUAUAUAUAUUGUAACAUAUAAUUAUACCCACAGCUGUGUAUCGACGCAGUACAUUUUUUUUUAAUGAUUCAGGUGUUCAUCAAAGGAAAUUGUUCUUGUGAGGAAUUUUUAGAGGGAGAAUGAAAAAGGCAGUGAAGUGCGAAAACUCCUCAGAAUUGUAUAUUCGGCACAUGAAUAUAUAUAUAUAUGGAUAUAUAUAUAUAUAUAUUAUAAUAUAUAAUACAUCAAAAAUUA